This is a messenger RNA of Xyrichtys novacula (pearly razorfish), 6345 nucleotides long. The record is from the annotation of a GenBank genome assembly. NCBI's taxonomy places the organism in Eukaryota, Metazoa, Chordata, Actinopteri, Labriformes, Labridae.
GCAUAGUUACAAGGCUCCAAGCGACGCCCACAAUAGCUUGCUGUAGCCCGCGUAGCGAUGUUUUGGUUUAAACGCUGGUUUGUAGGCCUGGUAUUUGUUUGUCCGACGUGAGCCACACACUUUUAAAGAAGAAGAUACUCCUGUAAAGGUAAAAAAAGGCGUAUUGAGUGGUUGUUCGACGCGUAAGGAAUGCUAUCCUACAGCCAAAGUAAGUUCGCUUACUCGGUCACUGUGUCUAUGUUUAGUUAGCUCAAUCUCUGCUGGCGUUCAAACUCCACUUUUGUGUUUUCGUUACAGGUGUUAACACAAACUUUGCCUUGUAGGGUGUCUUGGUUGGUAUAUCCCUUUCUUAGAUUAGAUAAGAUUAGUUUAGAUUAGAUACAACUUGAUUUAUCCUUUUGGGAAGGUUCCCGCAAGGAAAUUCUUGUCUUAUUUUGUCUAAAUCUCGCACCAUGAGCUACAGAUGUUACAUAGGGACAUGUUUUUUUUUUUUUAUUGAACUUGAAUGUUAUAGCUUUUAGGCUGCAUAACAUGAUUAGCAUUUCUUACAUUUUUGUCUUCGUGUUUAUUCCAAUUUUUUCGUGGUUGAUUAAAGACAUUUUAAAUAAUGGUGCUCAAGUUUACAUUAUUAUACUGGAGGAAAUCUGCAGACUUCAUACUGUGGGCCAAUAAUAAUACAAAUAUGGUAUGAUCUUGUGGGUCAGAUAUAAUUGUUUCACUGGCCAGAUUUGGCCCCCGGGCCUUGAGCUUGACACCUGUGGUCUGUAGCAUCAGUCCAGAGGAACCUAGGAGACUCAAAAUAUUACCAGUAAAAAUUGAGCUGCAUGGAUUGUAAACAAAUUGUUGAGAUGGAUUGAAACAAGAAAAAAACUGCAUCGCUCUAACCUUUAAAUGAUUUACAUAUCAAUCUUUUUCAUUUUCAUACAGGCCGCUGUGUGAGGAACACUGCCAUGUCUAACCUCAGCGAACUGGAUGGUGAAGUAGAUCAUUCAUAUUUUGACAGUGACUGUGAUGAUAGCAGCAACAGUAAAGAUGUUGGAAAUACUUCAGAUAAAGUCUUAACUGACAGCAGCAGUGAAAGUGAGGAGGACAUUCAUUUGUGCUCUCAAAGGCCAAAUAGGACAUCAUCAUCUCUGUCUGGUGAGAGCAAAGAGGGAGAUUAUAGUGGGGGAGACUCCAAGAGCUCCUGUAGCAGUGUCCAAGAGAGAAGUAGUUCAGAGUCUUCCACCCUUCCCAGGCCCAAGAAGACUUCUUUAUCCCCAGGAGGGAGAAGGACACAAAUGGGCCUGGGAGGAACUCCGGGUGGGCCUGUUUACCAAACAGAGGAGUCUGAGGACACAGUGACGGAUGUGAGCCCCCUUUCCUCCCCUGACUUCAGCCCUCGGCAGUCAUUGGAGGCAAAUCCCAGAGAGGAUGAGGAGAGAACCCUCACAGAGCAGCAGCAGCAGCAGGAGGAGGAGGAGGAAAGUGUGCCAUCUAGUGGCCUUAGCAGUGCACAGCAAGACGAGGACUCUGAUCAGGACAGUGAUAGUUGUGAGUAAUUUUAAAUGUCUUUCAGUCUGCCAUGGUAUUUUUGCUUAAUGCCUGUAGUUCCAUCUCCUUUUUGGCUUCUGAUUUUAUUUUUCUUCUAUGAAACAGCAGAUGCUUGCAAACCCACAUCAUAAUAUAAUGCUAACAGAUCACUGAAAAGGUCAUGUUUAUCAACAAUCCUGAUUUAAAAGAUUUUUUACUAUAUUAAAUGAUUGCAAAAUAUACCUUUGCUAACAGUAAUCUGCUGUAUGAGAGAUCUCAUUCUCUGUUUACCAGGUCGACCAAUUGGACUUAUCCUUAUAAUUACACACCCUUCUUUUGUGCAAAUUUCUGAUAUUGCAUGAAUAUAUAAACUUGCAAAAAUUGUCUUCAAUAACGAACAGGCUUCCUCGGAUCAGGGAGUCAAUUUGGAGGUGGACUGGUCUUCCACAAGUACAGGGGGAGUCGCAGGAAGAACUACUCGUUCACCAAUGAUCAGGUCCGAGGAAUUGAUCGAGAAAACCAACGGCUUCUUCGGGAACUUUCACGCUUUACUGCAGGGCCUAGACCAGGAAGUGCAGCAGGGAAGAAAACUCAUACAGCCAUGAACUCACAGCUGGUUCGCCCCUCUCACAGCGCCCUCAACAGGCAGCGAGGACAACAACGCAUUGCGAGGGAGAACCUGGUAAGUUUCACCUUCUGUGUGCAUCCACCCUCUUUACCAUAAUAAACGUAGCCAUAGCAUACACUCCGAUACAAUACAUUCAGAUUACUACAUUUUGUUACUUCUGAUUAUUGUACUGCUUCAAAAAACUACCCAUGGGACUGACAGAAAAUCUCUCUGUUCUGAAUGUUUGAGGUUUUAGCUGUAUCCAAAUGUUUUAGAUGUUUUGGUAAUCCUGAUAAGAGUGUGCAAUUUCCAGACUUUAACAUAAGGAACAUAAGGAAUGCAAUUUAAGCUUCAUUUGUUGUUCACACUUUAGGUCCGGUGGCAGUUCUAGGGCAAACUUGAAAAAUCAUGUGUGAUUUAUUGCGCUGACUUCUAUACCCAUGCAGUUCACCAUCUAUCUAUGAAGUCCAUGUCAAAGUCACUUCUGAGGUCUUUUUCACAUGGCAUGUGUCCCUGUUUAUGUCUUUACAGAGACAAAUAGUUUCUCUGUGUAAAUCUGGCAACAAGUUUUUAUUUAAACCGCAUCAUACUUUCCUCUUUAUGAUAGCAGCACAUAUUUUGAUAAAAUAUACAUGACCAUUUAAGCUGGCUUCUCAAUAACCACUCUAUAAUUUUUCAUUUUUUUUUCAUUUUUCACUUUCUUCAAAAAGGACAAUGAACCCACCCAACAUUUAGCUUCUCGUCACUGUAGAAAAACAGACAUUUUCCAAGAGACUUCACAUGCAAGAAGAAUAAAUAAUCGGUCAAAAUUGUCCCCAAGAUCCCUUUUGGGAACCUAAACCUGUGCUACUUUUGUAAUUAAAACUAUUUUGCAGUUUUCUUCUGCUUUCCCUAAAUUUCUUAAAGGUAGUAAGUAGUGCGAAAGGCUGUCAUAGUGAGUGGUUGUCAGAGGAAGAGGGCCUCCCCUGAAAGCAGACACGGGUGGACUUGGACAGAUGGCAGCAGGUGGCAGACUUGCAGCAGCACCACAGAGUGACAUUAUAAGACAGAUCAGCCUGUUCAGCUUUAGCCUCUCACAUCAAUAUAUCUACUUGACCAAGCUUUGAAUGCAACCAAGGGUCAGAGACAAGCAGGAGAGUGUAAAAAUGAUCAGAGAGAACUAUUAAUUAGCUGAGUGCAAUAUGUCAGAUUUUUGAUAUGAAACUAGAGAACUUCAAAUAUUUCCUUCAUUAAUGUUGACAUGUUUAUUUCUGGUAUCUUCUGACAAAAGAUCUUGAUUGUUGUGGGAAAUGGGCUCCGAUCGUUUUCAGGACAGACUGUUCUUUCUCAGAAGUCUAUCUCUGUGUUGUCAGGAGUGCUUUUCUGUGCCUUAUCUAUUCUUGGGGUGCAGUAAUUGAAUCUGCCUUGUGAUCAGUGUACCCAUCCCACACAUCAAUGUGUAAGACAAGAUGACAAAGUUGUUGAAAUGUCAAGAUUGGUUAAUUGCACAAAAUAUAUUACACAUGUAACACUCCUGUUUGUUUCUGAUUUGGCCGGCUGGGUUUUGUUUGAAGAGAUUUCAGAAGUGUUGGUUGAAAUGCAGAAAGGGUUUCAGACUGACUGCUAUGAAAGGACAGCAGUGCCUGUUUACAACCUUUUAGAGAACCUUGAAUCUUUAGCCCUUCAAUGCCUGAAACCACAAAUUAUGGCCAGAAAAUUCAAUUUUUCUUGGAGCUGAAAUGUUUAUUUCACUUACUACUGAAAACCAAAAAAAAAAAAAAUCAAAAUGUCCUUAAAAUGUAACAAGCCUUUUUGGAAACUGAUAAACCACAAGAGGACAUUUUUCGGACUAUAUUCAGGUUUUUUUUAGGAAUUUGUUGAUCAUAUUGAUUUGAUAGAAGUUACCUAAAAGUAUGUAUCAAAUAUGAUACAAAGGGCAUUAAAGGGUUAGGAAAAACUUUUUUGACUUAUAGGCAUUCUUUUGUUGCACUGCUUCAUUUCAGCUCGUUAAGGAUUUUUUUUGCACAUGAGGCAUGCAUAAAGCUUUUACACUGAUCACAUCUACGAUACGACCACAUCUCAACAUAUUCAGAUGUUGAGCCCAUGAACUUUAACAGUGCACUAUGAGUGUUUACAUCAUAUUUUGAAUGAUAUCUUGCCGGGUAAAAACUCUCAACUUUGUUUAUGCUAGGCUAUCCUGAAAAGACUGGAGUCUGUCAAAGUUACACCUGGACUAAAGCGCUCACAGCAACUGGAAGACUACCAACGACUGACUUCAUACCAGAGAAAUCCUUCUUACCCCGUCUGUUUGUCUACAACAAAGGAGAGGUCUUCCAGCAAGACACCUUCAGGUUUGAAGCUUAAUCAUAUUCAAAAUAAGUGAUUGAAUAUCUGUGCAUACAUGGUGUGCAGCCAUUAUGAAACUAUACAACCACAAGGCAAGAGGAUGUGAAUAUCACUUUAAGGCAUCUUGUGAGGUGUUUGCACAGCUUAAAAGCAUCUGUGCAUCCUAGCAGAGCAUUCAUUUCAAGAAGAACACAGUCACACCAGCAGUACAGUCAUUUUGUAGCAGCCUGGUGUUGUGGGUUUGUGUUCAUCUAAACAAGAUAAACAAAGAGGAUCAGCAUGUGGCACCACUCUGCAACAUUCCUGUCGGAUUGAAUGCUGCAGAUUUGUCACAAAGUAUUUGAUCUGCUGGCUUCAAAUGGCUAUAGCGAUUUGACAAAGAGAAGGAGACGAUUGUCCAGCUAUAAAAACAGCUGUGGAUGACAGAAAACUGGUAAGAAUCCCCCAUUCAUGCUUUGGUGUCCCUCUUGUCACAUUGAAUGUUUUUUAAUUUUGAUUUAAAUAAACACAGGUUUAGUAGUUUUGAAUGGUUCCUUUAGCUACACCCUGCAAUAUUGAUAUACCCAAUUAUUUUAUAAUUGAAAGUGAAAAGGGGGUUUGUGACAGAUAAAAUGUAUAAAUGUAAAAAUUUAAGUUGUAUGUUCCUCCAUGCACAAAACUUUUUAUGUUGACUGCACAUCUGUCAUAUAUCAUCAAUAACUAUCUUUCUGUUGUCCACAUCAGCAGGUCCUCGGCCAAUCAGCUCAGUCCAUCACAGCCCCAGAUCAGUGUCCACCAGCCCAGACUCCAGAAACACACCCACUGUGAGGUCGAAAAAAACAAGUGCUGCCCGACCUGCUUGGUGCUGAUAUUACUGUAAGCAUCUGGUCUAUGAAAAAUAAAUAAAUAAUCUGCACGUUCCCUUCUGAAGUUGGUUUUACAGUUGUUGGUUUCCACCCAAUGCCAGGUGAUCAGUUUGGAGGGGGCCGUGCGCAAAGAUUUUAUACAUGCAUAGAAUCAGUGUAUCUUUAGCUGAGUAACUCAACCAGUCAGUGCUUGAACUGUCAGGCUGAUCAUUAAACAGAGACAACUGGGGCAGAAAUAAUGCUAAGUGUGCUCAAAGCUAAAAGCCAUUGUAAAUUAUUUAGGCAAAGCAAAGCAAGUUUAUUUAUAUUGCAUUAUUUAUACACAGGGCAAUUCAAAGUGCUUUAUAGAGGCAAGCAAAUGAAAAAAAGAGAUUAAAACAAUUUAAAUUCAAUAAAACAAAAACAAAAAUUUCAUUUGUACUUUGUUUGCCCUGAUUGUUUACAAAAGCCUUUGUUUCCCAGAAAAAUGAAACAAGUCAUAAGCUUGUCAUAAGCUUUUAGACCCGGAGCUCCCCAGCACUCAGCCCGAGUCUCCAAGACUCAACAGGUCUUCAGACCUCAGUGCACAGUGGGUCCCUGACCCAGGGCUCCCCAGCCUUUCACCUCUUCUACCCUUUACGUUAGUUAGGUCCCUAUUUGGUUUUUAUUUCCCUGGAACAGAGGAAGCAUUUGGCCACUUAAAAUCAAUCAAAUAUUAAAAUGUAAUUUAAAAUCGUUGAACAGUUGAAAAUGACAGAAGAGCUGAUAUUGAAGUGGAAGUCAAAGAAAUUGAUGCUAAAGGAAAAGCUGCAGUAAACAGUCAUGUUUUCAGCCCUGAUUUGAAUGAGCUGACAGUUUAUUUAUUAAUGAGUAUUUUCUGAAUAUUGCAGUAACCCUUUAGUUAUCAACUUUCCCCCAGUUGCACUUUUAUUGAUUGUGACUAAAUAAAUAGUUUACAAUGAACCAGCAAGGUUCGUUCUUUCUUUUUUGAUGACAUCUUUAUCCUCAUGUUUACAAUGUGUGAUCUGCUGCAUAUUAAUUUGAUAAAUAAAUAAACAAACCAAUGUUACCUUGGUA